Messenger RNA from Caenorhabditis angaria, 2046 nucleotides. The record is from the annotation of a GenBank genome assembly. NCBI's taxonomy places the organism in Eukaryota, Metazoa, Nematoda, Chromadorea, Rhabditida, Rhabditidae.
AUGGAUGAUGAAAAGAAUGAUAGAAGAGAUGAUUCUAGGAGUCGAUUGUGAGUUUAUUUUCGGUUGUUUUGGAGUUUUCUGGCUUUACCUACAGUAACCAUAGACAUGAAAUGAAUUCCAAAAUGACGGAGAAAAAAACGUAUUCUAUUUCUUCAUGGCCUUAAGUUUUUUUUUAGUAAAUUCGAUGUUACUUGGAUAAUCGUUCUUGUUCAAUUCAUCGUCAUAUUAUUUUUGAUAAUUGCACUUUUUGCUUAUAUACUUUCUCGACCAAUUGAAUUUCAAACAACAAAUUCAAAAACAGUGAAAAAUCAUGAACUUCGAACACUUCCUGAUUUUACAACAAUAACAUUUCGGAGGAGAUUCAAAACAAGCACAUCAACAGCAGCAACAACUACAAGUUCGGCAAAAGUUGAUUUUAGUGAGGAUGUCAAUCCACAAUCGGGUACGUUGAUUUUCAAAUUAUUCGAUCUACAAAAACUGAAUUUCCAGAAUCAUCUGAAAAUCUUGACAGUUUUCAUGCGGCAGUUCUUUCGGAAUCAAAUAUUUGCUCAGAGAUUGGAAGAUCAAUUCUAGUUCGAGGUGGAAAUGCAAUCGAUUCUGCUAUCUCAACUAGUUUUUGUUUGAUGAUGGCAUUUCCAAACAAAGCAAGUCUUGGCGGUGGAAUGUUGUUAUUAGUUAAAGAAUCAAAUGGAACUAUGAAAACAAUUAUGGCAAGAGAAACUGCACCAAUGAAUACUGAUGUUAAUGAACUUAAAAAAUCACCACAAUUAUCGAUUUCUGGUGAAAAAUCGAUUGGGGUUCCUGGAAUGCUUAAUGGAUUAUUUAGAGCGUAUGAGAAGUUUUCAAGUGGAAGAUUAUCGUGGAAACAACUCAUUAUUCCAGUGUUACAACAAUGUGUUAAAGUAAGUGAAAAUCUAUAACUUGAGAUGUUUUCUGGAAAACAUGGCUCGAAUUUUUUAGUUUCCGUGUACUUUACACAAAUUCCAUGCAAUACUGAGCUGAUUAAUCAUCAAUGUUCACAUGCGAAAUUCUCACGAUCAAACAAAUGAUUCAAUUUUUGCAGGGUUUCGAGUAUAAUCAAUCUAUCAAAAACGAAGUAAAAAUGUUGGCAAAGAACAAUCCAAAUGCAACAAAUAUUCUUGAUUGUAGCACACUUGCGAUGACUCUUUCUGAUUUAAUCGAUUAUGAAAAUCCAUUUGAUAGUGUUCUGUAUGAGAAAAUGUCUCAAUAUGGUUAUCUCAGUCCUGCAGAUUUUGAAGAUUAUGAAAGUGAUUUGAAUAAUGCAAGAUGUACAACAAUUGAUAAUGAUAUAAAAGUUUGCGGACCCGGACCGCCAUCUUUGUUCUCAGUUUUAGUCAAUUCUUAUUCAUUAACAAAAAGUUAGUUUUUUCCGUCUUUAAAAUAUAUUACAAAUUUUUUUUGAACUUCAGAUAUGUCUAACAUUGAGAAAGUCAACGAAGUUGUUAAGUCCAACAUUAAUUCUGCUUAUAAAAUUGCUGAUCCAAUUUUCUAUCAACUCUCACGAAAAUUUGCUGAUGAUUUGAUGAGAAGUUCUAAAAAAUCGGAAUAUCAAAAAGAUUUGAAUGUGAGUUGUGAUGUUGUUCGAAUUUCUAGAUAUAGAACAUUUUUCAGGUGAAUUUUCGGGAAGAUGGCUCAACAAUGAUAACAGUUAUAGAUGAAAAUAACAUGACUGUUAGUCUCAUUUUGUCGCUUGGAGAUAAUUUUGGAAGUGAAGUGUUGACAAGUUCUGGAUUUUUCAUGAAUAAUAAACUGCGAUAUUUCGACUUGAAAAGUGAAAAUCAACCUCUCUCUCUACAACCUGGAAAAGUACCAACAACAAUGAUAUCCCCUUUCAUAGUUCUCAAAAAUGAGCAAGUUCUAGCAAUUAGCGGAGGAUCAGAUAUUAUUAGUAUGGUACAUCUUUUACGUGAUUUAACGCAUCGGAACUACGAUGCUUCAAUAGCAACACCAGCUUUAUAUUUAUCAAACUCUGCAAUUUUAUUAAAGUCACAUCCAAACAAUCAGUACUCAAUCACAGGUUAUUAA